This is a messenger RNA of Lacerta agilis (Sand lizard), 2621 nucleotides long. It is a transcript of the gene BMP5, whose product is annotated as bone morphogenetic protein 5. NCBI's taxonomy places the organism in Eukaryota, Metazoa, Chordata, Lepidosauria, Squamata, Lacertidae. Gene Ontology annotation, biological process: SMAD protein signal transduction. Gene Ontology annotation, molecular function: cytokine activity; growth factor activity. Gene Ontology annotation, cellular component: extracellular region. The coding region runs from base 789 to 2150 and encodes 453 amino acids. The record is from RefSeq and is a predicted model, not a curated record. The transcript has 7 exons.
UUACAUUAGCUUUUAGAUCUCUCUUGAAGGGAGCUGCUAUGUUUUUGCCUGCUAGAGGUGGAAAUAACAGUUAAGGAACUCAAAGGGGUUGGGUGGAUUUUCAGCAGCGUCUCUCUCUUCCCCCCUUCCCUGAAUGAAUUCAGGGAAAGGCCUUUAAAUGUUUGGUAUAUGUUUCAGAUUUGCUGGACAUUAAGGAGAGAACUUAGGAUGUUAAUGGUCUCAGCUGAUUAUUGGGGGGGAAAUCAGAUGUUACACCACCAAGCUGCAGCUCAGACCAGGAAAGAAUGAAAGGUGGGAGAAGAGUCUUAAGCAGUUAAUUAAUUGAGUUGAAAACAUUGCAGGAGAAGACCGCUCUGAGAAUGCCUGUGUGACUGAAGAUGGUCUGUCGCUUAAUAGAACCACAUCCCCAAAAACUGGUUCUUUACGGUUCUUUACAGGAAUGCCUGCAUCAACUAACCAAGUUCUGGUCCUCUGCUCCAUCAAUGCAGAAAAAACAGUAACAACAGUGGAAAAUUGGAAGUCCGAAUUUCAGCUUUCUUAGAAAGAACUGCGCCCUGACACAUCCUGUAAUAUUUAAAUAAGCGGAGAAAUAAAACCAGCAAGAUGUUGUGCUCAGAAAUGACAACGUUGACAUGAAGAAUAGGUAAUUUACAGUUCACCUUUUUAUUUUUUUGCCCCCUACCCCCCAGCCACCAGGAAAGCAGACCUCAUAUGAAAAAGUAGAAGGUGGAAGAAAGGGAUUACUUUUUGUUUUUAUUUAUUUUGCAUAUUGAGAUAUAUAUAUAAAUAUGGACCAAACUAUGCUCAAAGCUCUGGUGAGCUUACUCUGGAAUUGUUGGAUUCUAAUGGGUUCUGUGAAGGGAGGCAUAGGAGACAAUCACGUCCACUCCAGUUUCAUUUACAGGAGAUUGCGGAACCAUGAAAGAAGAGAGAUCCAGAGAGAAAUUCUCUCCAUCCUGGGCUUGCCUCACAGACCCAGGCCAUUUUCACCUGGAAAGCAAGCUUCCUCAGCACCCCUCUUCAUGCUCGACCUCUACAAUGCCAUGACAAAUGAAGAAGAUACUGAAGAACUGGAGUAUUCGCUCAGGGGAUCACUAGGCGGAGAGAGCAAAGGGCUGAGGAAGGGGUACCCGGCAUCUCCCAAUGGAUACUCUCGGAGAAUACACAUCUCUCGCGCAACUCCACUGACUACACGGAGCCCUCCCUUAGCUAGCCUGCAUGAUACCAACUUUUUGAAUGAUGCAGAUAUGGUCAUGAGCUUUGUCAAUUUAGUUGAAAGGGACAAGGACUUUUCCCACCAACGAAGGCAUUACAAAGAAUUUCGAUUUGACUUGACUCAGAUCCCUCACGGAGAGGCAGUGACGGCAGCUGAAUUCCGGAUUUACAAGGAUCGAAGUUACAGUCGAUAUGAAAAUGAGACCAUUAAGAUUAGCAUUUAUCAGAUAAUCAAGGAGUAUCCAAACAGGGAUGCAGACCUGUUUCUGUUAGAUACAAGACGGGCUCAAGCAUUUGACGUGGGCUGGCUUGUGUUUGACAUCACCGUGACCAGCAAUCACUGGGUGAUUAAUCCGCAGAAUAAUUUAGGAUUGCAGCUCUGUGCAGAAAUGAUGGAUGGUAGGAGUAUCAACGUGAAAUCUGCUGGCCUUAUAGGACGACAUGGUCCUCAGUCAAAACAGCCAUUCAUGGUUGCUUUCUUCAAAGCAAGCGAAGUCCUUUUUCGAUCUGUCCGAGCUGCCAACAACAAAAAGAAAAACCAGAACCGUAACAAAUCCAGCUCUCCACAAGAUUCCUCAAGAAUACAGAGUGUUGGGGAUUAUAACACAAGUGAGCAGAAACAAGCCUGUAAAAAACAUGAACUGUACGUGAGCUUCAGAGACCUAGGCUGGCAGGAUUGGAUUAUAGCUCCAGAGGGUUACGCUGCCUUUUAUUGUGAUGGAGAAUGCUCCUUUCCUCUCAAUGCACACAUGAAUGCAACAAAUCAUGCCAUAGUGCAGACUCUGGUCCAUUUGAUGUUCCCUGAUCAUGUCCCUAAGCCUUGCUGUGCCCCAACGAAACUGAAUGCAAUCUCUGUGCUCUAUUUUGAUGACAGUUCAAAUGUUAUUUUGAAAAAGUACAGAAACAUGGUGGUGCGAUCAUGUGGUUGCCACUAGAAUCGGUUUAUAAAAAAGAUUCUCCUCAAUAUCUUUUUUCCUUAAUUAUAUUAAAGGUGAUAGAAUGCCUUUUUUAAGGAAAUGAGGACCUUAAACAACUUACUCCAGUUUAUUUCAUUUUUCAUUCAUGUACAGUAUUAUGUACAUAGUAGCUUUAAUUUAUUUAAAGGUAUAUAGUUUCUUUUGUAUGAAUGAUAUUGCAAACGCUUUAUUAUAUUAGUAUGUACUAGGAUAUUGAAGGCAGAUUUUCAGCUAAUCAUGCUGAGAUUUAUUUCAUUUUUUAAAAAUAAAAUAAAAAUAAAGCCUUUGUAUAGUUCUCUCUCUCACUCUCUCUUUAACUCAGAAACCCCAGAACUCCUGUGACUGUUUUAUAUUGUUAAAGGAAAUUGAAUACAUUUGGCUGCAUUGUGCCAAUGAAAACUCUGGCGGGCUAUUUAUUUAGAAAAGGCACUGAGGAAAGGCUGAAAAAGA